This is a messenger RNA of Amphiprion ocellaris (clown anemonefish), 8256 nucleotides long. RefSeq names its product mitogen-activated protein kinase kinase kinase kinase 3. Gene Ontology annotation, biological process: protein phosphorylation. NCBI's taxonomy places the organism in Eukaryota, Metazoa, Chordata, Actinopteri, Pomacentridae. The record is from RefSeq and is a predicted model, not a curated record. The transcript has 36 exons. Gene Ontology annotation, molecular function: ATP binding; MAP kinase kinase kinase kinase activity. Bases 131 to 3187 code for a protein of 1018 amino acids.
GCCAUGUUGGAGCUACAGUGGAUUCGGGCUGGGAUUUUCUGACGCCGUAUGUUUUUCUUAAAUUAUCUGGUUUCUAACGCCGUUGGGGUUCGUCAACCGUGCGCUACCGGCGCCGUAAUCGGCCGUGGAAAUGAUGAACUCCAGUGUCGACCUGUCCCGGAGGAAUCCGCAGGAGGAUUUCGAGCUGAUCCAGAGGAUAGGAAGCGGCACAUACGGAGAUGUUUACAAGGCUCGUAAUGUGAACACAGGAGAGCUGGCUGCUAUCAAAGUCAUCAAACUGGAACCGGGUGAGGACUUUGCCGUCGUCCAGCAGGAGAUCAUCAUGAUGAAGGACUGUAAACACUCCAAUAUUGUCGCCUAUUUUGGCAGUUAUCUCCGGAGAGAUAAGCUGUGGAUCAGUAUGGAGUACUGUGGAGGAGGUUCUCUGCAGGAUAUCUAUCACGUAACCGGGCCUUUGUCGGAGUCACAGAUAGCCUACAUGUCACGGGAGACCCUGCAGGGUUUGUACUACCUACACAAUAAAGGCAAAAUGCACAGAGACAUUAAGGGAGCCAACAUCCUCCUGACAGACAACGGCUACGUUAAACUAGCUGACUUCGGUGUAUCAGCCCAGAUCACAGCAACCCUCGCCAAGAGGAAGUCAUUCAUUGGAACGCCUUACUGGAUGGCUCCAGAGGUGGCAGCCGUGGAGAGGAAAGGCGGCUACAACCAGCUGUGUGAUAUCUGGGCCGUGGGCAUCACUGCAAUAGAGCUGGCCGAGCUGCAGCCGCCCAUGUUUGACCUCCACCCAAUGAGGGCUCUGUUCUUAAUGACCAAGAGUAAUUUCCAGCCUCCUAAAUUGAAAGAUAAACUCAAGUGGACAAAUAACUUCCACCAUUUUGUCAAACUAGCCCUGACCAAGAACCCAAAGAAGAGGCCCACGGCUGAGAAACUGCUCCAGCAUCCUUUCGUGUCGCAGCCUUUGAGCCGGACGUUGGCGAUCGAGCUGCUGGACAAAGCCAACAACCCCGACCACAGCACCUACAACGACUUCGACGAUGACGACCCUGAACCUGAGUUUAAGUACAGGGGUCAUUUCCUACCCAUAAGCCCUGGUGCUCGGCGUGCACCCCGUUUUGCGGCCCGUAGGAAGUCUCCGGUCUCAGUUCCUCAUCGCAUCCGUUCCACCAGCAGGAGCACCAGAGAAGGAAAGACGCUGUCUGAGAUUAACUUUGGUCAGGUGAAGUUCGAUCCUCCACUGAGAAAGGAAACAGAACCUCAUCAUGAACCGUGUGAUUCUGAGCCCUAUCUGGACUGUGUUGAGGAGCUCUACUAUACCGCGAGAUCUAAUCUGGAUUUGCAGUUGGAGUACGGCCACGAUUCGCCGAGUCUGCUGGGAGGAAACAAGAGUCUUCUUAAAUCUGUGGAGGAGGAGCUGCAGCAGAGGGGCCAUGUGGCACACUUAGGGGAUGAUGAGGAUGAGGAUGGUGCAGAUGAUGAUGAAACUCACACUCACAAAUCCAGCACUAUCAUGAGGCCAAAGGUCCCUCCACCGCUUCCUCCUAAGCCCAAGUCCAUCUGCUCGUCCCAACAGCCGCCACAGCAGCAGCAGCAGAAACAGGACGACAGCCAAUCGCACAGCGAGGACGAUGGCGGAGGGGGAGGGACCAUCAAGCGCUGUCCGGUCCCGGAGACGCCGAGCCCCGCCAAGCCCGCCUCCAACGUCCCGCCGCGGCCGCCGCCCCCCAAACUGCCGCCCCACCGCCGCAGCAGCCUAGGUAACGAGAGCCCGAAGCGCACAGACGUGGAGCACUCUGCCCCAGAGGAUGAUGGGAGCUUUAGGCAUUUCUGGGAGUGGCUCCACACGCCUCACACUGAGGAGGAGCUGGAGGAGGCGUGGGAGGUGCUGAAGGAGGUGAAGGAGGAGCAGGAAAAAGAGGAGGAAGAGAGUAAUGGGCUGAACUCUCCCCAUAACGGAGAGAGGGAUAGUCCAGCAGAGAGGCAGUCCACCAUGCCCCCUAGUGUCCCCAUACGGAAAGACAAGAAGGAUGUGCCGAAGCCGAUCAGUAAUGGUCUCCCUCCAACACCCAAAGUCCAUAUGGGUGCGUGUUUCUCCAAGGUGUUCAACGGUUGUCCUCUGAAGAUCCACUGCGCUACUUCAUGGAUCAACCCUGACACCAGAGACCAGUAUUUGAUAUUCGGAGCUGAGGAGGGAAUCUACACGUUAAAUCUAAAUGAGCUGCAUGAGACGACGAUGGAACAGCUCUUCCCUCGGCGGUGUACUUGGCUAUACGUCAUGAACAACUGUCUUCUUUCCAUAUCUGGAAAAGCCUCCCAGCUGUACUCCCAUAGUCUGAGUGGUCUGUUCGAACAGGCCCGGCAGUUACAGAAGCUGCCCGUAUCCAUUCCCACACACAAGCUGCCUGAUAAGAUGAUUCCCAGGAAGUUUGCUGUGUCCAAUAAAAUUCCAGACACUAAAGGGUGCCAAAAGUGCUGCGUAGUUCGUAACCCGUACACCGGCCAUAAGUACCUGUGUGGAGCCUUCCAGUCCAGCGUCAUGCUGCUGGAGUGGGUCGAGUCCAUGCAGAAGUUCAUGCUCAUCAAGAACAUUGAUUUCCCGUUGCCGUGUCCACUGGAGGUCUUUGAGAUGUUGGUGGUCCCGGAGCAGACCUACCCUCUGAUCUGCGUGGCGGUCAGUAAAGGAAUCGAACUCAACCAGGUGGUCCGAUUCGGCACCGUCAACCCCAACUCUACCUCCUCCUGGUUCACAGAAGCAGACACGCCACAGACAUGCGUGAUCCACGUCACUCAGCUAGAGAGGGACACCAUCCUAGUCUGCCUCGACAGGUGUAUAAAGAUCGUGAACCUCCAGGGCCGGUUGAAAUCCAGCAGAAAGCUGUCGGCUGAGCUCACCUUCAACUUCCAGAUCGAAUCCAUAGUUUGCCUCCAAGACAGCGUCCUGGCCUUCUGGAGACACGGCAUGCAGGGACGGAGUUUCAAGACCAACGAGAUCACUCAGGAGAUCUCCGACAGCACACGCAUCUUUAGACUACUGGGAUCAGACAGACGAGCCGACUGUAGAGAUCCAGACACUGAGGACAGAGGCCUCAAUCUGCCCAGGGUGGUGGUGCUAGAGAGCCGGCCGACGGACAACCCCACAGCCCACAGCAACCUCUACAUCCUGGCAGGCCAUGAAAACAGCUACUGAGACGCUCACAAACACACAUAAACACUUUCCCCCGUCGCUAUCGCAGACUACGGGGAGAGCUCACCCUCUGCUAACCUAACAGCCCUCCACCUGUGCGACCGGCAGGCGAGCAGCUCUCGGUUUGUGCAGAUUUUAAAAAAGCACCGCGGUGUCGUCAGUGAAGCGUGUCGUGUUUAGAGCAGGUUUAAAAGCACCGGUUUGGGUUGAGAUAGACGAGGAAUCUCCUCUCUGCACCUUAGAAGACUUUCCUGAUUCCAUCCCGCCUCCCCCUGCUGCAUUCUGGGAAUAAAACCGCAUCCAACACUACUUCUACUACUACUUCUACACAUACUACUACUACUACUACUGCUACUGCUUCACAGAAGGCCAUCCUGCACACAAAACCUUCUCAUUCUCCUCUUUCCUGUUUCUUUUCUUUCUUUUUUUAAACCUCCCUCCUUUAUUUAUUGUGGCAUGACGUAACUUAAUCAACCGGGAUCCUGUUUUAUUAAUUUUUUUAUUUUAAAGGAUGAAAAACAAAGACUAAAAAAAACAAAAAAAAGCUUUGCCGCUUCCCGCUGGCAUCCAUCCCCCGCCACCUCACACCACACACAAGUGCUUAAUUGACCUCUAUUUAAUUGUUGUAAAUAUAAAUGUAGUAUUUUUUUGACAGAGAUGAACACUAAGCGGACCGGUCGUUGUAGAUAGGGCGUGUUUAUAGUUGCAGAUGUGAAACCAUGGAGACGGAAAUGUUCAGAUUCACCCUCACCGAUCAGGAGACAAGAAAGCCCCCCCCCCCCCGGCUUCAGCUAUCCCAUAAUACUCCCGCCAAAGUGUCAGGACCGGAAGGCGACGCUCGAUCGGUCACCCUGCAUGCAUCCGACGCCGCCGCGGCUUCCUGCUUGUUCGCACCAUAGCUACUGUCGCCGGGGCAACGUUCAGAGUUCCAUUGGGUUCGUUCCUCCAUCGUUCCAUUCAUGUUUUUAUGAGCUGUUUUAAAAUCAGAACGUCUUUAUUUGUUCUUUAAUGCUCUUUUUUUUUUUUUUUUUUUUUUUUAAUCGAACCACUGGUGUUAAAAAUUUUGCACAAAGAAAAAAAUGUAUUUCAUAAACAAAUGUGAUGUCAUUAUAAUAUAUGACCUUGUGUGUGUGUGUGUGGGUGUGUGUGUGUGUGUGUGUGUGUGUGUGUGUUCGUAGACAUAGAAUAUGCACAUACGAGUGCAUCGCGUACAGAUCCGGCCUUUAAUCAGUGGCGGCUGCUUAAAAAAGAACAUCAAAAGCUGGAUUUACACAGAAAUAAACAUUUUAAGCCACAAUUUCAAGCAUUAAUGUCCAAAAAAUAACAUUUAAACACAAAGAGCUCUGAAAUCCCUUUUUGGUCCAAGAUAAACCUCUAAAACCUAAAACCUAAGAAGUGUGUUAAAGUUUCACCUUUACAGAUUUUCUAAAUAAAAAUGAUCCCUUAGUGUUCUAAAAUGGCUUAGAUGUAACUCUACACACCUGUUUCUUUUUAGAUUUUGCAUCUCGAGCACAUCGUACUCAAUGCUACGCUACGGCAGCUUGGAAUAUUAAAUCAGGAGAGUCAACUUCAUUCUAGUUCAGGUUCCACAUUCAGCCCAUUCUGAUCUCCAGUGACCAGUAAAAUCACAGUUUAAUAACCUAUAAAUAACCACAACUCCACAUAUUUCCUUACAUAUGUACAUUGUGAAAAUGUUCACAUUUAAGGAUUUAAUUUUUACAAAACAUCAUGAACAACCUGAAAUUUCUGAAGAAAAAUAAGUUCAGUUUCAUCAACAUUCAGCCUCAGUUUAUCAUUUCCACAUUACAGCUUCCAGAUCAGAGUGUCUACAAAGGAACACAACAUUUAGUCAUCUGGAACUGAACCAUAGAGGAUUUUACUUUGAAAAAAGACAACAAAACAACAGAACAUUGCAAAAAUGAGACACAAAUGACAUAAGCAAGAAACAAAAUGAGAAAAAAUAAGACAAACAACAUGAAACAAAACAAAAAAGUGACCAAAAAUUUUACAAAAAAGUUACACAAAUGGACAAACGAGACAAAAAAUGACAAAAGUAUGAAACAAUAUGACAAAAAUGACACCCAAAACAAUGAAUAAAGCAAAACACAAAAUGACAAAAAUGAGACAAAAAACACAAGCGAGACAAAAAGGAAACACAAAACGACAGAAAUAUGAGACAGAUGAUAAAAGUCAGACAAAAAACAACAAAAACAAGACAAAAUAUUUCAAAAAUGAGACACAAAAUUACAAAAUAACAAUCUAGUAUUUUACUUUAUGAUCAAAACAACUUGUCAUGGUCUAGAAAUUAUUUUAAAUUUAUAGUUUUACUAAUUUACAAUCUGCAGUUGAUGUCUUCUCUGGAAUUUUUACACUUUGAGGGCCGGAUUGGACCCUCUGGAGGACUGCUUUUGGCCCGUGGACCGCAUGUUGGACACCCCUGCAUUAGAGUAAUUCAGCUGUAUGUGUUUGAUGUUCUAGAAACCCUGAACGUUGAUAGGAUUCUGGUUCUUUAGGUUUGUUUUGUAUCAUCGCUACACUAAAAUUUAAAGGUAGAAAUGCUCAGCUAAGGCUUUGACUGCUUAUUUUACUCAUGAGACACCACAUUUACAUCCAUUUACAGGUUGAAAAUGCUCAAUUUUCACUAGAAUACGUCUUUAAAACAGUAAAAAGGUAAUUUUAAUGAUUAAAAAUUCACUGUAAUUGAUCUGAUCUGGAACUACAAAACUCUAAUCUGAUGCUUGAGAAAGGAGAAAAACCAAAGCACUAGGAGCUUUUAAAACAUGUUUAAAGUGAAACACAGAGCUAAAGCAGCUGAUAUCUGUAGCUAUCCAGGAAAAAUCUCAUUAUCCUGUUUAUUUUCUCACUUUAGUACAGAAUCCACCCUGGAAACGUCGCCCACUUUGUGCUUUUAAUCAGAUUUUAAUUUCUGUGUAACUCUGAGCCUUUUAUUUGUUCCAGUAACAUUCUUAAAAUCCCGUUUAAAGCUUCAUCCGUCGCCGCUGUGACUCGAAAGGCACCGGAGAUCACACUACAUGCAUGUAGAUGCGCACGGCGUGGUGUGUAGGAGUGUGUGUGUGGCAGUACACUAGCAGUCCUUAAAGCUGUGACACUCGAGGUUUCUUCUGUUUAACACUAGUUUAGAUGAACCGAACUGAGGGGGAAAAUCUGUCGAAUCUUCCAGAGCUCAAACUUAAUUUCAACAACUUUAGUUGUCAUCUCUGAAUUUAAUCACAAAUGCAGCCUUUUUCUGUUUCUAAAAAACCUGCUUUUGCUGCCAUCUUGUGAGUAAUUUUAAGAUUUUUUUUCCCAUUAUCUUGUCACAACCAAGUAAAUAUGGUUGAUAAAACAGGAAAAACAGCAAAUCCAGUGUUGUCCUUUAAAUGUUCAGUAAAUUGGAGAUAUAUUCUUGGAUCACAAGCUGCAGCUUCGUAUAAAAUGUGUCCCUAAAUGGCUCUAAAGGAGAAAUUCUGGCAUGUAGGAGUUGGAUAAUGUAAGAAGAGAUUUUAACAGCUGUAUAAAGUGAAAUCUGAUUCCCUUCCAAAAUCCAGAAAAUUCAAAUAUUCUUGAACCUCUUGCAACCUUCACUGUGUUUUAAUUGAGUUUAUUUGUGGAUAAAGUUUCAACUCAAACAAAUCUGGCUAAAUUUCAACAUUUUAAAGUCCCUCUGAGGGGCUAAAUUUCACAUUUUUUUAAACAGAAGUGUUGCUUUGUGGCUGAAAAAGGCUCACUUCACAUCUACAGAAGAGAUAAAUGUCAAAUCUGUCAUGUUUGUUCCAUUUUCAAGUCCAGAAAUGUGCUCCAGCUGAACACGGUUUCACCAUUUAUGUUUUUUUCCUCUUAAAUAUUUAGAAUUCAGUCAAAUCUCAGAAAAAUCAAACGUCUUGGUCUUACUUUGAGUGCCCCAAAUGAGCGAUUUAGCCACAAAACUCGUGCUUCCUGCCAACAUCCGUUCACACAUCAGACCGGCCAGAACUUCAGGGCUGCAGCCAAGUUUUAUUUACAUUUUUUUUUUUUUUUUUUUUUUUUUUUUAAGCAAAAAUUGCUCCAUUAUUGUCAAAAAGGUUCGGUUAUUUCAUUGAUUUCGUGCCACUUUUGCUUGAAUUAACAAUAAAUGUCCUGCAUGACGGAGCUGUUCAACAGUUCAUCGUGUGUUUGGGGAAAAAAUUAAUGAAACAUUCCUUUAACCUAAUGCCAAAAUAUGUUGUUAAAGCUCCUCAUGGCCAUAUUUAGAUGUUCUACCUCGUGGUUUGUCCUAGACGAUUAAAAAAACAGACAUUUCUGGUUCUUAAAAACAGCCGUCAGCAGUGUCUAAAGUUAAAGCUUGUUCUCUAAACUCAAUCAUUGUCCUCACAGUCAAUGUGGAAAUGAAUAAAAAUUACUCAAACAUCAUGAAUACAAAGAAAUUUCCACUAAAAAUGACCUUUUUAGUGGAAAGUUCUAUAAAAAACUCUGUUUAUCUUGAAUUUUGAGAUUUCAAAAGCGUCCUUUCAAGCGGUUCUAACUUCUCCUGCCUGUUUUUGUUUUUCCGUGACUUUAAAACUUAAAAGCGUGCACGUCUGGGAUGUUUCUAGCGUAACAAAAAGUUCACGUGGGAUCUGUUUCGUAAAAUUCUGCCAUCGUAGACUCAGAAUAAAUCUGUAAUUCUGAAAGCAGGCGUGAAAUGUUCACGUCUGUUUUUGAAACUUGGAUUAAAUCACAUGUGGAAUAAAUCACCAGAUGUGUUGAAGUUAUGAAUUAGACACUCACUAAAGUAAACUCAGUUGGCAUUAGGAUGAUUUUCCUGUCGCUAACUCCAUCUCAAAGCAGAUUAAAUCCAGUUCCUGUGAGUUUAUUCCUGCAUCGGUUUGAUCCAGGUCUCCUCCCAGCCUUCAGACUCCGUUAGGUCGCCUCUGUUCUGUCGCUUUUUACAUCACCUUGGUCUUUUGUUUUCAUGAUGCAACGCAUAUGAAAUGUAAAUAGUGUAAAAUAAAAAUGGGUUUGUUUUACAUACUGUAUAAUUGCCUAUAUUUUGUUUCAGAAGUGUAACAGAUUUAUGAGAUGACAGGUUAACACAUUAAAAAGAAGGAACUCAA